Pangasianodon hypophthalmus (striped catfish) is the source of this 1973-nucleotide messenger RNA. It is a transcript of the gene dpp7, whose product is annotated as dipeptidyl-peptidase 7. Gene Ontology annotation, cellular component: vesicle. NCBI's taxonomy places the organism in Eukaryota, Metazoa, Chordata, Actinopteri, Siluriformes, Pangasiidae. Bases 93 to 1571 code for a protein of 492 amino acids. The transcript has 13 exons. Gene Ontology annotation, biological process: proteolysis. The record is from RefSeq and is a predicted model, not a curated record. Gene Ontology annotation, molecular function: dipeptidyl-peptidase activity; serine-type exopeptidase activity.
CACGUGACACUAACCCGCAUCACAUGACGGCUGUACUUUAAAGCGGCGCUGUUUAUGCUGUAACUUGACUCGGGUGUGUUUCUUUUCUCACGAUGGAGGGCCGGUGGAUAUUUUUGGGGUUUAUUCUAACUGUACUGUGUGUGCAUCAUGUUUCUGCGUUAUCUACGAGCUGGAAGCCAAGCAGAGGAAGAGAGAGAUUAGGGGCUGAUCCUCAGUUUCAGGAGAAGUUCUUCACUCAGAUUUUGGACCACUUCAAUUACAACAGCUGGGGCAAUGGGACAUACUCACAGCGCUACCUGAUCACAGAUCAGUAUUGGAGGAAAGGCCAUGGCCCUGUGUUCUUCUACACUGGGAAUGAAGGGGACGUGUGGGACUUUGCCCUGAACUCUGGGUUUAUAGGGGAGCUUGCAGCUAAGCAGGAGGCGCUGGUCAUAUUCGCUGAGCAUAGAUAUUAUGGGAACUCUCUACCCUUUGGCAAAGAGUCUUUCAACACUGAAAACGUCGGGCUCUUGACGGUGGAGCAGGCUUUGGCCGACUAUGCGGUCAUGAUCACAGAGCUAAAGGAGGAACUGGGAGCUCAGAAAUGCCCCGUCAUUGUUUUUGGCGGAAGUUAUGGUGGCAUGUUGAGUGUGUACAUGAGAAUACGGUACCCCAACAUUGUAGCUGGGGCUCUAGCUGCUAGUGCUCCGAUCUUAUCUACGGCAGGACUGGGUGACUCCAGGCAGUUCUUCCGAGAUGUUACAGCUGACUUUGAGAAUUAUAAGCCAGCCUGUAAGGAUGCCGUGAAAGCAGCUUUCCAGGAGCUUCAGACUUUGGCACAACAGCAAGACUAUGCCCGUAUCCAGUCAGCUUUCUCGCUGUGUAAAACUCCGUCCUCGAAUAAGGACAUCCACCAGCUGAACGGUUUCCUGCGCAAUGCCUUUACUUUAAUGGCCAUGAUGGACUACCCUUACAACACCAGCUUCAUGUCAAAAAUGCCUCCUUUCCCUGUUCGGGUGGCGUGUGAGGUGAUGCUGAAUGGAACUGAUGUGCUGUCUGCACUUAGAGACACCGUGGGUAUUGUGUAUAACUCUACAGGGACGCAGGCAUGCUUUGACCUUUACUCGCUGUAUGUGGAGUGUGCAGAUCCGACAGGCUGUGGCCUCGGCCUCAACAGCUACGCAUGGGACUACCAGGCGUGCACGGAGAUCGAGAUGUGCUUCGAGAGCAACAACGUGACGGACAUGUUUCCCCCCAUGCCCUUUACACAGAGCAUGAGAGAGGUAUACUGCGCCAAGAGGUGGGCAGUGCUGCCACGGCCAGGCUGGCUCAAAACCCAGUAUUGGGGUGAUGCUCUUUCAACAGCCAGCAAUAUCAUCUUCUCUAACGGUGAUCUCGACCCCUGGGCUAACGGAGGGAUCAGAAAGUCACUUAGUGAGUCUUUAAUUGCAAUCAACAUAGCAGAUGGAGCACAUCAUCUGGAUUUAAGGGCUUCUAACAAAUAUGAUCCUGCAUCAGUGAUAAAGGCGCGGCAGCAGGAGGCCACCAUCAUCGCACAGUGGGUCAAAGCUGCAAGAGAAAAGAUUCUCUGAAUAGCUUUUCAAUGGUGCGGUUUGUACAUUUUAAAGCUCCACAUAUAUAGUAAUCAAAUAAUUUCAGCAGUACCUUCGAAACACUGAUUCACAGUGUUGCUAUGCAAUGAGGCACGCUAUUCUCUUCACUUCAAACGUCUUUCUUUCCGGCCCUGACAUCAGCUCUGCUCCCCAGUCAGAACAGUUGCUCAGUUUUGGCCUUGUCCAUAAAUAAGGCAACUUCUGAGGCAUAUGUAGUUUUCUCAGAGCAGGUGGAAUGUUUCAGGAGAAAGGGAAAACUUGUCUAUUGUCAUUGCCGUGAAAUUCACCGCAAUUCAUCAAACUCCUUUAAAGUUUACUUGUAAUUAUUGCUGCUUGUUAUUUUUUAAUGAUGCAAGAUUAAAAUAAUUUUCACAAACUCCA